UUUUUGCUUUUUCCUCAUAUAAUACAUGUAAUCAUAAGCUGAUAAGAAAUAGAUUCACACUUUGUUCAACAAAAUAGAAGUCCCUUUGUAUAGAGGUGCUCUGUUCCACCGGCGACGAUCAAGGCAAAUCCAAACCUUCAAUUUUCUCUCUUCGAGAUUUUCUCUCUUUUAGUUUGGGCAAGUUUUGUAAUAAAUGCGAGGUUAUUUCAUCUUCUUCAGUAGAGUUUUCGAUCGGAUCUGACGGCAAACGAGGUUUUUCUCGCAGAAGUUUGAGCCAUGAUUCAUUUUGUUCUGUUAAUAAGCCGACAAGGAAAAGUCAGGUUGACAAAAUGGUAUUCACCUUAUACCCAGAAAGAAAGAAGUAAGGUAAUACGAGAGCUGAGUGGGAUGAUUCUCACACGUGGUCCCAAGCUUUGCAACUUUGUUGAGUGGAGAGGAUUUAAAGUCGUUUAUAAACGAUAUGCCAGUCUCUACUUCUGUAUGUGCAUCAACCAGGAAGACAAUGAAUUGGAAGUCCUUGAAAUUAUUCAUCAUUAUGUUGAGAUUCUAGAUCGCUAUUUCGGAAGUGUUUGUGAGCUGGACCUGAUCUUUAAUUUUCACAAGGCUUAUUAUAUAUUGGAUGAGGUGCUAAUAGCAGGAGAGCUUCAGGAAUCGAGCAAGAAGACGGUGGCCCGUCUAGUGGCAGCACAGGAUUCUUUGGUGGAGGCUGCUAAAGAAGAAGCAAAUUCUAUAAGCAAUAUAAUUGCACAGGCAACCAAAUAAGCUUCUACUUGCCCUUACCUCUAUCAUAUUGAUAUAUUCACAUCUCAUUUUUACUAUCUUUUUUUCUGUUGUUUUUUCCCUUUUGUUUGUGUGGAAAUCUUUUUUUUUAAUUGUUAGAAUUUUGAAAUUUGAAAAGUCAACUGAUAUUAAUCAAAUGUAUGGAUGUGUGUAUUUGUUCA
Molecule: messenger RNA, 941 nt
Organism: Lactuca sativa (garden lettuce)
Lineage: Eukaryota; Viridiplantae; Streptophyta; Magnoliopsida; Asterales; Asteraceae
Product: AP-1 complex subunit sigma-1
Biological process (GO): vesicle-mediated transport; intracellular protein transport
Cellular component (GO): membrane coat; AP-1 adaptor complex
Molecular function (GO): clathrin-cargo adaptor activity
Source: RefSeq, a predicted model, not a curated record